Molecule: messenger RNA, 384 nt
Organism: Gadus chalcogrammus (walleye pollock)
Lineage: Eukaryota; Metazoa; Chordata; Actinopteri; Gadiformes; Gadidae
Gene: msmp1
Product: microseminoprotein, prostate associated 1
Exons: 3
Coding region: 1-384 (127 amino acids)
Source: RefSeq, a predicted model, not a curated record
AUGGGAUCCAACGGAGCAAACCUCAUCGCCUACGCCGCUCUCACCGCCCUGUUGAUGCUGGUCGCCGGGGGCAGCCAGGCCGCCCCGAUGGAGUGUCACUUUGACUCAAGAGCGCAGUGUGGCUUUGAGGGGAGGAACUACACCAUGGGGGAGACCUGGAUGGACAACGCCUGCAUGCAGUGCACCUGCCUCCACCCUAUGGGUGUGGGCUGCUGUGAGACGGUACACCGGCCAGUGGACUUCCCCGCGGGAUGUGAGGUGCGCGUGGAAGCGGUUACGUGCAAAGUGUCCCUGGUGCAGGCGGCCGACCCCCGUCUGCCCUGCAUCCCUGGGGAGAACCACCUGCUGGACCCCAGCCAUGGGGCCCUAAAGCUGGGGGAGUAG